Molecule: messenger RNA, 1737 nt
Organism: Saccostrea echinata
Lineage: Eukaryota; Metazoa; Mollusca; Bivalvia; Ostreida; Ostreidae
Exons: 5
Coding region: 192-1286 (364 amino acids)
Biological process (GO): proteolysis
Molecular function (GO): protein binding; aspartic-type endopeptidase activity
Source: RefSeq, a predicted model, not a curated record
CGUCCCAUAAAAUGAUAUCCAAUCAAAAGCUUCAAAUCAGACCGUUUAGGUUUCAAAGCAUGUGUUGACAUUCUUGAGAUCACAUGCAGGGAGAGUGCUGACAACAAACUAAAAAUGCACUUAUAGCAUAAAUAUAUUGAUUUAUGUUUUAAUUAUCAUGAGUUUGUGGAAUACAAUUAAACAAAGGUACAAUGACAGAACGGGUGCAGACGCUUCCAAUACGAAAAUUUUUAGAGAAUAUGGGACUAGUGCAAUACUUGGACAUGUUUUUGAUAAGAGGCUAUGACAGAGAAACUGACAUUACUUCUCUAGAUGAGAAUGAUUUAGACACAAUGUUGAUCUCGGAUCCUGAUCACAGGCACCAAAUAUUACAGGCUGCGGCCCAGUAUCGGUCUCCUGGAAGUUUUCGAGUUCUUGAAUGGUUACAGCGUAAUGGUUUGGAACAUUAUUACGUCGGUUUCAUACAGAGUGAAAUUACGUCAAUGAACGAUGUAAAAAAUAUGAAAGUAGAUGAGAAUCUGUUUGAUGAACUUGAAAUAACACUUCCUGGACACAAAAAGAGACUGAAAAGAGCAGUGACCCAGUUACAGAAGGAGCAGGUAGGAGACUGUCCCACGGAGGAUGUGUUAGCAUGUGGUCGGUGGAAAAAACCGGCAACACUCAGCGACGCCAAGUUUGAUUUUCUUGUAGUUGAUGCCAGUAUUUACUCAACUAAGGAAUCCUCAAAAUACCGUAGAAUAGAGUUCAUGGUGGACACGGGCAGUGACGUGACCACGAUUCGACAAGAAGUUUUAGAUGAACUAGACCUAGAAAUUCUGGGGCGAAUACACAGUAAAGGUGUUCACGGUUCCAAAACCACGACCCUGUACAAGGCGAAAAUACUCAUAGGAAAUCAGGAGAUGGAAAUAGAGGUCAUGGGAGAGAGUUACGAUUCAUUAGGAAGUCGUGUUGUACGGCAUUUUCGUCAUUACGUUGACGGCAAGCAUCACGUGUGGCUUCGCGGGAAUUUCUGUGACGAAGACAGUAAACUGUGUCAAACGGCUAAAUACCAGGCCCUGAAUAACGAUACCUCUCAUCAGUCAGAUAUUUCUGAAUCCUUCAACAGUGCAAUAGCUUCCCAACCCAGAAGUCCUAAAGUCCAAGACAACCAAACAACAGACAGUGCUAUACAUUGCAAUUCUACCUCAAAAAAGCGGAAGAGAACGUCAACAGAGGAAGACGGUGUUCCGUCCAAAAUGUCUUCCACGACAUAUCUCCAUGUAUCGCCUGAUGAAUUAGACCUGUGAUACAUUUACUGUCAUUAGUCAUUUGAAUCAUUUACAGGAAAGAAUUCAAACUUUAUUGGGCAUUUUUAUCAUUUCAUAUAUGUUAGAGAUGAAAUAUGGUAAACUUUCCGUCCAUGUUAAUUCAAAGAAUUCGAUAUUCCUUUAGGCUGUAUUUAUAUCUUGUAAAUAGUAAAGAUAUGCCAGUAUAAUAUUUAUUCUUCAUAUCUAUAAAGCUAAAAUCAAUCUAAUUAAAGUUAAAUCCUUUGAUCCGCUCACAUACGACCGUUACUAAAACUUGUUAAAUCCUUUGUGUUGCGGUUGUAUGUGAGCGGAUUAAAGCUAGGAUCUAAUUUUAAUAAAAUUGAGUUAAAUUUAAUUUACACGUAUUCUUGAAAAGUUAAUGAUGGUUGUUGUUGUGCUCCGAGUAUAUGUUUUAACAUGUGUGUAUUAAAAAUUAUUAUAUGUACCCUAA